Molecule: messenger RNA, 1314 nt
Organism: Drosophila guanche
Lineage: Eukaryota; Metazoa; Arthropoda; Insecta; Diptera; Drosophilidae
Product: transforming growth factor beta-1-induced transcript 1 protein
Exons: 5
Coding region: 313-867 (184 amino acids)
Cellular component (GO): Z disc; nucleus
Molecular function (GO): transcription coregulator activity
Source: RefSeq, a predicted model, not a curated record
CGAUUCGACUCGACUCGACUCCACAAUCCACAAUCCACAGUCCACAAUCCGCACUCUGCUGUUUUUUCCGCGACUGCCUUUGGCUGCUAUUCCGCUAUUGUCGGCCAACCUUUCUCCUAUAUCUACCUAUUCCCGCGUUCCACUCAAAUUUCAACGAAAAUCAGUUGGCCCAUGCUUAAACUUCAACUGAUUGUUUUCAGCACAAACACAUUCGGAGUACGGAGUACGACGAGCUACGAGAACUGAUAAAUUUUGUUGACAAAAUAAAAUCAAAUCUCUCUCCCAAGCGAAGUUGAGCAGCAAGCACUCAAUAUGUCGACUCCGCACUCUCCGCAGCCGCCCGUUUACUGUCACAAAUGCAAGCAGAUCAUCGAGCAGCGCAUCAUCACGGCAUUGGGCCAGACCUGGCAUCCGGGCCACUUUGCCUGCAAGGACUGCGAGCAGCCCAUCACAGAUGCCACCUUCAACAUUCAGGACAAUGAGCCCGUCUGCACCGAUUGCUUUGUGAAGAACUAUUCGGGCACAUGCUUUGGCUGCAAGCAGCCCAUCAUGGAGCGCACCAUCAAGGCCAUGGAGCAGUCAUGGCACGAGGAGUGCUUCCUAUGCAAUGGUCCGUGCAAGAAGCCACUGGCCGGCACCUCCUUCUACGAACGCGACGGACAGCCCUAUUGCCGUGUGGACUACGAGCAGCUGUUCGCCAUCCGCUGCGCCGGCUGUGACCAGCCGAUCAUAGACAAUGCGAUCGUUGCACUCAAAGCCAAAUGGCAUCGCAGUUGCUUCAAGUGCAAGAAGUGCGGCACUCCCAUCACGGCCAGCACCUUCGCCGUGGAGGAGAACCAGCCGAUGUGCAAGGAUUGCUCGGGCUAGGCGCUGCACCUCCUGCCCCUCUACACACUAGCACCAGCAAGUACCCUUACCCUUACACACACACACACACAACACAUGAGACAACAGAACACGAUAAAUGCAUUUGGCACACCUGUCGAGCGCCUGCAGCACGAGGAGAAGGAGGCAGCAGCAUGCCGCUGAUUGAAUGCUGCCUGCUGGCUGUUAAUGCUUACAAGUAAUUAUUAUAAAUCUGUUUAGUUGAUAGGCACAAAACAAUUGUUGUCCAUCUCACACACACACAAACACACACACACACACACACACACACACACACACACACACAUAGCUUUCUUUCAAUUGUUACCCGUCGCCGCCCUCUGGAUUAGAUCCUCUCUUGAUUGUUUUUCGUAACGCACAAAAGUAUCUGUUAAAUGGAAUAUAAUAAAUAAACAUUAAUCUGAACAGCUGCAGCAUAUAUCGCAGGUA